GGCGAACAGGCUCCUGCUGCUGGAGUGUACAGUGAGUGUCCUUCGCCUGCACACUGAAUUACGUCUUGCAUAUAGUCGCUGUCUGUUUAGGUUGAUAAAUAUGUCUACUACCACCGGCGGCGGCGAGUUCGGCAAUCCUCUGCGAAAGUUCAAGCUCGUCUUUUUGGGCGAGCAGAGCGUUGGGAAGACGUCUCUGAUCACCAGGUUUAUGUAUGACAGCUUUGAUAACACCUACCAGGCAACAAUUGGCAUUGACUUUCUAUCAAAAACCAUGUACCUAGAAGAUCGCACGAUUCGGCUACAGUUGUGGGACACGGCAGGGCAGGAGCGCUUCCGUAGCCUCAUCCCCAGCUACAUUCGUGACUCAGCAGCCGCUGUGGUGGUCUAUGAUAUAGCAAAUCUCAACUCUUUCCAGCAAACUUCAAAAUGGAUAGAUGAUGUCAGAACAGAGAGAGGAAGUGAUGUAAUUAUCAUGCUGGUCGGAAACAAAACAGACUUGGCAGAUAAAAGACAGAUCACCACGGAGGAGGGCGAGCAGAGGGCUAAGGAACUGAAUGUCAUGUUCAUUGAAACCAGUGCAAAAACUGGCUACAAUGUCAAACAGCUUUUUAGACGUGUUGCCGCGGCCUUGCCUGGGAUGGAUAGUGCACCAGAGAAAAGCAAGGAAGACAUGAUUGAUAUCAAACUGGAGAAAUCUCCAGAACUGCCGGUGACUGAGAGCAGCUGCUCAUGCUAGUAACCGCUCCAGACUCGCACCAGCUCGGCCUCCUCCCCACCAACAGCUUGUCUCACAGUGGCCCUGUGCCAUUAGUCAGAGCCUUUUAUUUCCCCUUUGACUCAGUGACUUUUCGGAGUAACCGUGUGGAUGUGCUAUUACUCUGUAUUAAAACAGAUUAUCGAAAAAUAUAUAUGUUAAAGGAAAAACAGUAAAGAAAUUUAAGCAUAGGUUAUACCCUCAUUGGAUUCAUAUCUAUCCUGACUGCAUGGCAUUGUGUAUGAUUGCAGACUGACAAGGCUCAAUUGCUCUUGCACUUUCUUUUGAGCAUCAGUGCCAUCACGCUCAUCAUUAUCAAUUUGUUUCAGAAUACUUAACUUACUUAUGUUGGACCAAGAUCCUCAUCUCUUAACGCCUUGCUAUUUUAUUUAAGUGAACAGAAAGGCAAUGGCAUACUAAAUAGCAUUGUCUAUUGAUGAACUGUAAACGUGUUAUUGUGUUGUUGGUUUUUUUUUUUUUUUACAAAUCAUAGUUUUGACAAUUUUUCAUAUGACAGCUGAAAGGCCAGUUCUGACUUGGAUCUCGAGGGACCUCUUCUCGCUCUAGAUGAUUGUGAGGCUAAAAAGUCUCACAAUAUGUAAAAUGACACAAAAUAAAGCCCUAAACAAGUUGUAAUUGAAUGUUAAUGAAUUUGGUGUUGGAGAUCAGUACAGUUAGAGACUUUUAUUUCAGCUAUAGGUUUUGGCCAAAGAAGACUUGCUAUAAAUAGGAUAAUUUUAGACAUCUGUUCAGUUUCAAUCAUUUCCACCCUUUUAUACACUUCAUUGGUAAAUUGCAUGGAAUUUCACUGCACCUAGUCGAGGGUGAAAAGCUGUGGAUAUACAUUCAGAAGUCGUUCAAGAUACGUGUUUUUUUGUUGUUUUUUUAAACGUUAUUAUAACUACCCAUAACCUGUAAUCAUAAGAACCUCGUUAACUAUAAUUAAUUAAUUUUUUUUAAUACCUGGAUGGUUUCUUGGAAGCAAGGGAACGAAUUACACAUUAGUGGGUGUACCAGAUUUCAGCAGCUGCAUCUGGUGUCUGUUCUCACUGCGCUCGAUAUUUGCCUUGUGUUCAGUAAACCAUAGCAGGACCAGCAUGCUAUCUAAAGGGUGCUUUACACUGUUAAAAAAAAAAAAAAAAAAAAAACAAGCACCAAAUCACAACGUUGUGGUUUCGAGAGGCCUGCUGAUUUGCAUAAAGCUGCGGAGGUUUCUGUUGAGUAUAUGGAGCUUUUUCCCCUUAUGCACAGCUUAAUGCUUAGUGUUUCUAAACGUCUUGAAGAGUUGAACCAUGUGUUGUUAAUGCUCGUUUUAAGACUGGUGGUUUUUAUACGUUAAUUUAUUUAUCUCACUAAGAAAAGAACAUGUGAUGUGUGCUUGGCCUGAAUGGCACUUAUUAAACACUUGGGAAAGUCAGUUAAUUUAUGGCUUGCAUUUCUGCUUUGGCUACUGUAUCACAGAGACCUGGUUGUGUAAUUCUUUUUCUCCUCAUGCUCAUUUUCUCUCGGUUGUAUGCUCAGUGUGUAGUUUUGAGGAUCUGGCCAGACCGGAUCUAUAGUUGUGUACAUGCACUUCAAUGUACAUUCUUUGACGGCGCCACUACACAGCUUGUUUUCAAAUCUUCGCAUUUAACAUUGUUUCGAUAUAGAAGUAUUUAAUUACAAGAAACAUCUCUCUCCUGAACAGCUGUACACUUAUUGUCACUGAUUGAAUACUCCGCUGUGUGCUAUUCUGAAGUGUGUUUGUCUAUUUGAAAUAUGCUGUCUUACUAGUGUUUAGCAAAAAUGUAUGUGGGAAAAAUGCAUUAUCUGCUGUUAAAAAACAAACAAAAAAAAGUUAAAGAAACACUGAAGUGUAUCACAUGAAAUAAAGAUAUUUCACCAAGCGUUAA
Molecule: messenger RNA, 2646 nt
Organism: Silurus meridionalis
Lineage: Eukaryota; Metazoa; Chordata; Actinopteri; Siluriformes; Siluridae
Gene: rab41
Product: RAB41, member RAS oncogene family
Exons: 8
Coding region: 101-736 (211 amino acids)
Molecular function (GO): GTP binding; GTPase activity
Source: RefSeq, a predicted model, not a curated record